AUCCGAUCCCAUUCCAUUCGUACAUCUUACCAGCAUAUCGCCGCAAUCGUCGGCCGCAUCCCCUCUGCCAUGUCCCCGCUUCCCCUCGCUCGCGCGCACCAGCUUUGCGCCACCCUCAUUCCGCCAUGCAUUUCCCCUCCCCCAUGCCUCCGCUCCGCCACCCUACCGCCCCUCUCCGCCAUCCAAGCGAGUGAACUCUGCCCUCGCCGCACUCCGCGCGCCCCUCUCCGCGCAUCGGGCAGGCGGCGGGCCAACGCGCCGAGGGCGCAGGCGGCGGAUGGCCCUGACGGGGGAAAGGCGGCGACGGGCGGGGAGGGCGGAGCGAGGAGUGGUGGGGGGGUGAAGCGCGUGGUGGUGCUCGGGGGCAGCGGGCGCGUGGGGCGGUCGACGGCCGUGGCGCUGGCGGCGCUGGCGGCGUCCGACGACGAGGCGACGCGCGCGGGGUUCACGAUGGAGCUGGUCGUCAGCGGGCGCAACAGGGAGAGGGGCGAGGCGGUGUGUGAGGAGGUGCGGGCGGCAGCGGGGGCAGCAGGGAGUGCGGCGUUUGCAGCGUGUGACGUCACCGAUGCCGCGGCGCUGGACUCCCUCCUCUCAGGAGCCGACCUGGUGGUGCACUGUGCAGGGCCCUUCCAGCGAGCACCGCACUGCACCGUUUUGGAAGCAGCCAUCCGCACCAAGACGCCGUACAUUGACGUGUGUGACGACGUGGCCUACGCCCUCACGGCGCGCUCGCUGCACGACGCCGCGGUGGCGGCGGCUGUGCCGGCCAUCACCACCACCGGCAUCUACCCCGGCCUCAGCAACCUGAUGGCGGCGGAGCUGGUGCGCCUGGGGGCGGACGAGAGGGUGCGCAUGGAGGGGGAAGGCGACCAGCAGCAGGCAGCCCACGGCCUUCAACCCAAGAGCCUGCGCUUCUCGUACUUCACGGCGGGCACGGGCGGCGCGGGCCCCACCAUUCUGGCAACCAGCCUGCACCUGCUGGGGGAGCCGGCCACAGCCUUCAAGGAUGGCCAGCGCCUGCAGCUGCCAGCAUACAGCCGGCAGCGCCUGGUGGACUUUGGGCCGGGCGUGGGGGAGAGGAGCACGUACCUGCUCAACCUGCCGGAGGUGGUGUCGGCCCACGAGGUGCUGGGCGUGCCCACGGUGUCGGCGCGCUUUGGCACGGCGCCGCAUAUGUGGAACUGGGGCAUGCAGCUGCUCCGGGCGCUGCUGCCGCAGUCCGUGCUGCAGGACCGGGCGGCGGUGCAGCGCGUGGCGGGGCUGCUGGAGCCCAUGGUGCGCGCCGCUGAUGGGGCCGCGGGGGAGAGGGUCGCCAUACGGGUUGAUCUGGAGACUGAGAGUGGGCGCUCCACAACUGCCCUCUUCUCCCAUCGCCGCCUGUCCGUGAGUGUGGGCGUGGCCACAGCAGCGUUCGCUGUUGCCGUUCUGGAAGGCAGCGCCAUGCCAGGCGUGCACUACCCCGAGCAGACGGAGGCCAUCCCACUGUCCCAACGAGAAAGGCUGUUGCAACGUGCAACUUUGGGUGCAAGAUUCUUUGCAAUCAACAAGCCUGGCUGGAUGAUCGAGAGGGAACCCAAGCAGAUAGGCAUGGGCAUGUACGUAUGAAGUAAUACAGUAUAACUAUUAAUUCAUUAUUUGAUCGUAUUUACAUAUGAUGGACCUUAGUGCAAGGAGGGAGGGAUGGGCAAGAUUUGUUGUAGUGAAUUUCAUAGAACCUUGCUACUUGUACAUCACUUGGCACGUUCCUUUAUCGAGG
Messenger RNA from Closterium sp. NIES-67, 1756 nucleotides. The record is from the annotation of a GenBank genome assembly. Lineage: Eukaryota; Viridiplantae; Streptophyta; Zygnematophyceae; Desmidiales; Closteriaceae.